Molecule: messenger RNA, 2093 nt
Organism: Carlito syrichta (Philippine tarsier)
Lineage: Eukaryota; Metazoa; Chordata; Mammalia; Primates; Tarsiidae
Gene: ZFTRAF1
Product: cysteine and histidine rich 1
Exons: 5
Coding region: 195-1283 (362 amino acids)
Cellular component (GO): nucleus
Molecular function (GO): zinc ion binding
Source: RefSeq, a predicted model, not a curated record
GUGUGUCCAGUAGCUCCAGGGCUCCGGAAAGUUAGGACUGAACCUAUCCCAACAUCUAAUAAUGGGGCCCUGUAACCUGGGAGUCCUGGAGAGCCGCCCUUAGGGCGCCAGGUUGCCGGCCUCUGCUCUUUCUUCCUCUCCAAAAUUGAAGAUCUCCUUCCUGUGUCCUCAAACUUACUACUGCCUGAGGUGCCAUGGCCCCCAAGCCAGGGGCUGAGUGGAGUACAGCCCUGUCCAACCUGGUGCUGGGCGUGGUGUCUCUGCACGCAGCUGUGAGCACUGCCCAGGCAAGUCGAGGGGCUGCCGCUGGCUUCCUGCUCCAGGUCUUGGCUGCUGCCACCAUGCUCGCCCCAGGGCUGGGUACACAUGAAGACUGUCUUGCUGGAGCCUGGGUGGCCACUGUCAUCGGCUUGCCCCUUCUGGCCUUCGAUUUCCACUGGUGUACUAAUGGUCACUUGAUGUGCGCUGGCUGUUUUAUCCACCUACUAGCAGAUGCCCGGCUGAAGGAGGAGCAGGCCACAUGCCCCAAUUGUCGUUGUGAGAUCAGUAAGAGCCUCUGCUGCCGGAACCUGGCUGUGGAGAAAGCCGUGAGUGAGCUGCCCUCAGAAUGUGGCUUCUGCCUGCGCCAGUUUCCCCGCUCCCUCCUGGAGAGGCACCAGAAAGAGGAAUGUCAGGACAGGGUGACCCAGUGCAAGUACAAGCGCAUUGGCUGCCCGUGGCAUGGCCCGUUCCAUGAGCUGACAGUACACGAGGCUGCAUGUGCCCACCCAACUAAGACGGGCAAUGAGCUGAUGGAGAUCCUGGAUGAGAUGGACCAGAGCCACCGCAAGGAGAUGCAGCUCUACAACAGCAUCUUCAGCCUGCUCAGCUUUGAGAAGAUUGGCUACACAGAGGUCCAGUUCCGGCCGUACCGCACAGAUGACUUCAUCACGCGCCUGUACUAUGAGACGCCAAGGUUCACAGUGCUGAACCAGACAUGGGUCCUGAAGGCUCGUGUGAACGACUCAGAGCGCAACCCCAACCUGUCAUGCAAGCGCACACUCUCCUUUCAGCUCCUCCUCAAGAGCAAGGUUACAGCGCCUCUGGAGUGCUCCUUCUUGCUGCUUAAGGGCCCCUAUGAUGACGUGAGAAUCAGUCCUGUCAUCUACCACUUUGUCUUCACCAAUGAGAGCAACGAGACAGACUACGUGCCGCUGCCCAUCAUCGACUCCGUGGAGUGCAACAAGCUGCUGGCUGCCAAGAACAUCAACCUGCGGCUCUUCCUGUUCCAGAUACAAAAGUAGGGCGGGGCCCCAGGAUGCCCAAGGAGCUGACAGGCAGCCUACCAGUACUGCUGUCCUGUCUACCCCUGGCCCAGCAGCAGCUUCACACGACUAUCUGAUCAUUUUAGCAAAGGAAGAGAACAAAUGAAACCAAACACACUGGGAAAGUCUGCAUGCGUGUGCGAUGGGGUCCCCGCCUCCGGCUCACCCCCCCUUCACCCCUGCCUUCCUUCCUCCCAAAGGCAGCCGGUGGCUGGGCUGACCCGAAGAGGAGACAGUGCACUGGGCACCUGGAAGCUCAGAGACGGUGGUGGUGAGAAGGGUGAGAGGUGCAGUGACCCCUGCCCCCGCUCCCUUAUGUGCAGCAAGGUGGCAAUGCCUGCUCUGGUUCCGUGCAUGGUUCCCAGCCAGGCUCAGGGGGCCUUGCUGACUUCAGACAGCGUAUUUGAUUGCAAUUAAAAAGGCAGCCUUGUUUCCUAUUUUCUGUUUUGUUCGAGGGAAGGCGUGGCUUCGAAUGGACAGUAUGGGAGCUUUGGUUUGGCCUGGGGAUCAGAGCCCACCACGUCCCUGUUACUUCGCCUGCACGCAUCCCCACAGGAAAGACUCAGAGACAUUGCUACUCCCCCCCAACACUCUGUCAUAGGGUCUCAAGACAGACCUAGGCAGGGUGAUUCGAGCAGGCUCAGGGCUUCUCUGACCAAGCAGCGCUCCCAGGGAGGCAGGACUCAGCCACCAGGGCUCAGCAGAUGUAUUUCGGAAUGCAGGGUGAAUUCUGUCUCUUCCCAGGAAAAAAAAUUAAACUCUUUACAGGCUCUUCUAUAAGUUAUGCAA